Messenger RNA from Penicillium bovifimosum, 1407 nucleotides. RefSeq lists its product as uncharacterized. Bases 1 to 1407 code for a protein of 468 amino acids. The record is from RefSeq and is a predicted model, not a curated record. NCBI's taxonomy places the organism in Eukaryota, Fungi, Ascomycota, Eurotiomycetes, Eurotiales, Aspergillaceae. The transcript has 3 exons.
AUGGCUGAUGCCAGGCAAUUCAACAAUACAGUGUCUCUUCGACUCAAUCGUGUUUUCUUAUCCGCCAACCCCCUCAACAUAGAGGUCUUCCGCAACAUUGCUUCACACGACAAGUUCCGCCAUAAGGUCAACGCGAUUAUCUGGGAUGAGGCGCGCUUGCAUCGGGGUCCAGCACGAUCAGCUGAAAUUAAUGAGGGACAUGAAUUGCUCUCGGACGAGGAUGAACCCGAUGAUAACAGAGAAUGGGCUGCGGAAUACCACCCGGAAUACAGAGAGGACAUCAUUGAGCGCCAUAAUUAUGAAGAGGGAGAUCUGUGUCCCAGAUGGUUCAAAAACGCUUGUGAAGAAACACUUCACGUUCUAAAACGCCGGGAAGACCGUGGUGUGGACAGGCCCGACCAUACCGCGCGCAAAGAACAGGUUCUCGCUCAGCCUUUAAUGGGGGAGCUCUGGCAACAUUAUCAGCGGUUGCUGCGUCAACAGAAGGAUGUUCUUGCCUGUCAGAGUGACCUGGAAGCGUUCGCGUUCGACGUUAAGCAGUUUCCUGCCCUCAAGAGAGUUACCAUCACACCUGCAGCUCACGGCAACCUCAUCACCCCGCUUUACGAGACCCCUAUGAUUCGUGCUUUCCCGGCAGGGUUUAACUACUCCAUUCCUCGUGGUUGGCUGUACCCUAGAGCCCUUGGGGGGUCCCCUACUGCAUAUGCAUGGAAUCAAUACCCAGAACUUAGGGAUCGGUACCGCGGCUUCCGCACGGCAAUGCGUGUCCUCGCCAACGAACCCAACUUUGUUUCUGAGCUGGUGAUGACCGCCAACUCUGUCCCUACGGGAAUCAACUGUGCAAUCUGCGAUGAGCCCUGCGAAGAGUACAAUCAUUUCGCUACCGUGCUUAAGAAUCCGGGCUUCCGCCAUCUGGAUAUUGCCUUGCUUGUCAGUGGUCAAAUUGAGGAAGACUUCGAAAGCAUUGUGCCUGUGGAACAAUGGUCGAAACUGCGCCAUUUCGAACUCUCCGGCUUCGUUAUCUCACAGAAAGAUUGUGUCUCUUUCCUCAAAACGCUACCAAAAUCCGUUCGCUCCAUUGAACUUAGUCUGCUGCACUUCCUCGAUGAGAGCUGGUAUAGUAUGCUGGAAGAAAUCAGGCGAAUGGUAUCGGAGAGCACGCUGUGGGGAGACCGGGAUGCGGGAUCAAGACCCAAAAUUACCAUCGGCGUGCCAAUCGUGCAGGGGAGCCCUACAUAUGGACACGGUAUAUGGGUUGAAAAGGAGGUAGAGGAUUUCAUCUACGGUGAAGGAGGAAAUCCCUUUGAGGAACGUUACUUUCCCAGUGAAAUCCACCUUGGACUUGGUGUGAUGAGGGAUGCAUUGGGGCCCGAUUUUGAACGGCCACAUGACCGAUGGAUACUUUGA